Molecule: messenger RNA, 3002 nt
Organism: Linum trigynum
Lineage: Eukaryota; Viridiplantae; Streptophyta; Magnoliopsida; Malpighiales; Linaceae
Source: the annotation of a GenBank genome assembly
AGCACCUAGUAAUGAUUAGACCAAACACUAUACCGUCCAAUCAGGCCACACAUGUGCGGCCUAAUGAUCACGACUAGACAGAUCUCGUUGAGCAAAAAUGAACAGUUUGCUUGGUCCACCACACAAAACCAAAACAAUGAUUGAGAACAAAUUCCAACAAGCCUUAAACCUAAAUUCUAACACGCAUGCAUAAUUUUGAUACAUUAAACACAAAUCAAUAACAAAGACACACAAUCAGAACAAUCAAACUUCUACCAUUACGUCAUGACAUAUCAACAUAAUGACAUAUGCAGGCGCGAUCUUGUAUGCUAUCUCACAAAGUGUGGUUUGUGUAUGAAGAAGAAAAUGAGAUUCACAAAAUUAAGAUUGAGACUUGAGUUUCGUUAUGAAGUUCAGCGAGUAAUCGAGCGAGUUACUAACAUGUAUAAAAAAGUGAGUUGGAUCCACGGUUUAAUUCGAUAAACUACAUUAUACACCAAACCAAGAGAUCAACACAUUCCAAGAUACAGACCCAAACUAUUAUUAGUGAUUUACGAUUUGAACUUAAUGGUGCAUUGCAUUCUAGUUUGGUCCACAAAUUUUAAAACAAUUUCGGCAAUAGGGUCUCGGGCCGAACCGAAAACCCUCUGCAUUUAUCCAACCCAACUGCUUCUUCCUUUUCCAGUCCUUUGCCGUACUGCUUUACUCUCUCCCUUCGUUUUCAGGGUUUUGCUCCAUUCUUUCGUGCGCCUCCCCUGCCCCAGCUAAGCCAGGAAAAAACCCUCUGCUUUCGGCUCUUGCCCGAACCAUCUUCUUUUGCCGCCGCUCGCUCCAUAGGCGAAGAAGGGUUUAUCUAUCUCUGUUUUCCCUUUUCCUCUGGCAUUUGUUUUACUCGGUCUUUGGUACGCUAUCUUCGGGACUCUGUAGUUAUUCUUAAGGCUGUUUUUCUCCCUCUUCCUUUAUUCCCCAUCAUAAUUUCCCGUAAUUUUUUCGUGUUCAGUUAAAAGGCUGGAACUUUUCAAUCCGAUAACCAGAAAUGGAGGCUUGCACUGGAACUGCAGUUAUGGGUUCUCUGCAGCAGCCCCUUUGGAGCAAGGGAACAGCUUUCGCUCCCAAGAAGUCUACUUUUGUUCUCUUCCCGCGCCACGUUAAGCUCCAGUCCUUAAAACCCUGUAAAGCGUCUCUUGAAGGCAGUUUGGUGACUGGCAGGCCUCCCUCAUCCGUUUCUGUGCCGAUUCCAGAAGCUGAAGGUGAUACAAGUGGCUUCCAGGACCAUGCACUUAACAAUGCUGAUCCUGAGGUUCAUGACAUUAUCAGAAAGGAAAAGGAAAGGCAGUUCAAGAGCCUGGAGCUCAUUGCCUCCGAGAAUUUUACUUCUCGGGCAGUUAUGGAGGCUGUUGGUUCUUGUCUGACUAACAAGUAUUCUGAAGGAUUACCUGGUAAAAGAUACUAUGGUGGAAAUGAACAUAUUGAUGAGCUUGAAACACUAUGUCAAGAAAGAGCUUUGGCCGCUUUUCACUUGGAUGGAAACAAGUGGGGUGUUAACGUGCAACCAUUGUCUGGUUCCCCUGCCAAUUUUGAGGUUUACACUGCGAUUCUUAAACCACACGACCGUAUCAUGGGUUUGGAUUUGCCACAUGGAGGACAUUUGUCUCAUGGAUUCAUGACUCCUAAAAGACGGGUGUCUGGCACUUCAAUAUAUUUCGAGUCUAUGCCCUACCGGCUUGAUGAGUCCACAGGUCUGGUUGAUUAUGACAUGCUUGAAAAGACUGCUAUUCUGUUUCGACCAAAACUUAUCAUUGCUGGUGCUAGUGCCUACCCUCGCGAUUUUGAUUAUCCUCGCAUGAGGAAAAUAGCGGAUUCUGUUGGUGCUUUUCUCAUGAUGGAUAUGGCUCACAUAAGUGGACUAGUUGCAGCCUCUGUGGUUGGUGAUCCGUUUGAGUACUGUGAUGUUGUGACAACAACAACACACAAGUCUCUACGAGGUCCAAGAGGUGGGAUGAUCUUCUUUAGAAAGGAACCUGUUCUCGGUGUUGAUCUAGAAACUGCCAUCAACAAUGCUGUGUUCCCCGGAUUACAGGGAGGUCCUCAUAAUCAUACAAUUGGAGGACUAGCUGUAUGCUUGAAGCAUGCUCAAUCUCCUGCAUUUAAAAGUUACCAGAAGCAGGUCAUUGCCAAUUGCAGGGCACUAGCACAACGACUAGGCGAAUUGGGAUAUAAGCUUGUUUCUGGAGGGAGUGAUAAUCACCUUGUUCUUGUAGACGUGAGGCCAAUGGGAAUUGAUGGAGCUCGAGUGGAGAAAAUCCUGGACUUGGCUUCCAUCACGCUCAACAAGAACUCAGUCCCAGGCGAUAAAAGUGCCUUGGUACCUGGUGGAAUUCGCAUUGGUUCGCCUGCCAUGACUACCAGAGGGUUCAAGGAGAGCGAAUUUGUGGCAACAGCCGAGUUGAUUCACGAAGGGGUGCAAAUAGCACUGGAAGCUAAAUCAUUAGCUUCAGGGCCAAAGCUGCAGGACUUCUUGAAGUUCGUUGCAUCGCCAGAGUUCCCUCUACAAGAUAAACUGUCGGAUCUUAGGAAACGUGUUGAAGGGCUGACGACCCAGUUCCCCAUUCCCGGAGUAUGAGCGACGAGGAUGAAUGUGGGUGGGUGGAUGGAACAUGGGAUGAGUUAGGGUUAAGAUGAUGCGAAGCUUAUGUAGCAAGUCUAUCGAAGGCAAGUUACUUUGAGAACCACUAUGGUAUUAGGUGAAAGAUAAUGCUGCCGUUAUCUGCAAUGGCAAAAUUUUGCAGCUCGUAUGUGUUUGAGUUAAACGACACAUUGCCUUUAAUAGCUUACCCUGCUUCUCUGAGACCGAGGGAUAUUAUGCUAUAGUAGAUCUGAGCUGGGUUUAGGACCUUAGGUUCCUUUCUGGUUAUGGUUUCAGCACUUCGGCGAAAUAUGUCUACUAAAUAUAUCGGCAAUGGCACGAAUCAAGCCAGAUUUAUUACAUCAACAAUGUCACGUAUUAAACAUAACAUAUCGGC